Linum tenue is the source of this 480-nucleotide messenger RNA. The record is from the annotation of a GenBank genome assembly. Lineage: Eukaryota; Viridiplantae; Streptophyta; Magnoliopsida; Malpighiales; Linaceae.
AUGAUUGCAGGGGGAACGGAUACAACCACCGUAACAGUAACAUGGGCGAUCGCUCUUCUACUAAACCACCGCCACGUACUGCGCAAGGCGCAGGAGGAACUCGACGGCGUCGUCUCGAAGGAAAGAGCGCUGACGGAAGGGGACAUCGGGAAGUUAAUUUACCUGCAAUCCAUCGUUAAAGAGACGAUGAGAAUGUACCCGCCGGCGCCUCUGUUGGCGGUGCGGGAGUUCGUCAGGGACUGCGACGUGGCAGGUUACAGGGUCCGGAAGGGCACGUGGCUGAUGGUGAAUGCAUGGAAGAUUCAGAACGACCCAAGCAUGUGGCCGGAGCCGACGAGAUUCAAGCCGGAGAGAUUCCUGACGGCGGAGUAUCUGAUGUCCGUGGCAAUGAAGGGGGAGAGUGGAAUGCUUGUCUCCGCUCCACCUAGCAUCGGAACCUUUGGAAUAAGAUUGGCAAUUUGGAAUCGUGUUAAGGCAUAA